Messenger RNA from Symbiodinium pilosum, 1227 nucleotides. NCBI's taxonomy places the organism in Eukaryota, Dinophyceae, Suessiales, Symbiodiniaceae. The record is from the annotation of a GenBank genome assembly.
AGCGUGAAGAACAAUUUGGUCGAUGCGCAUGACGACGCGCCAAUAAAUCUGUCCUACACCUCGGAAGAAGAUAGUCAAGCUACAUGUGAGCCAUAUAACAUAGAUGGGCCAAAGCAACGGCUAUCAAGUCCCAGCACUGUGAACAUGGAAGACACGUGUCCUGGAGACGGCAAGGAGGCACCAUCUUUGUCCAUCUGGCCAGCCGUAACACUCUUCCAGCAGGCCUCAGUCACAACCAGUCCAGCAUUGGAAGCAGGUAGCAAUCAGGGAACUGACGCCACAACCCAGUCGCCGGCGACAACAAGCUCUUCGCAUUCAGAAACGUCGGAUAUGGAGAAUUGCAGCGCUGGUGAGCUUGAUAUCAUGGAAGAUCCGCUGCUCGGAACACCACAAUUGGGGAGCGAACAUCCUGCAGACCUGGAGCAGAGUCACUUCGACCAGGCGCCAGGCUUCUUAAGCUCAGAUGAUCUGGUUGUGGAGCAGUGUCUGCGACCAGUUGCACCUGUACCCCUCGUCGAGACGGAGGUGCAGCUUGGUAGCUCAACCUGGCUGCGUGCUGCAGCCUCCACUGCCCCAGCGGGCGCUGGCAAGCCGAAGCGUCGGCACCGCCCGAGCCGUAACCCACAAGGUGACAAUGGCCGUGAAGUACAACGAGCACAAUCUGAAGCCCGGCUUCGUCGAGCCAAACCGUCUGAUCGACAGCUUGGAUCUGGGAAGGAGCAGCUUCUGUCAGAGAGGCGUCUUCUCAAACCCCAGGAGCUUCCUCUGCUACAUUCCAAAGGCCCUGCCUUUGCCAACCUCCUGGACUUACCCGCGAAGCCCUGGAAGUAUGGCAAGGAUCUGUCAUCAGGCACUGUGCUUGAUGUGGAACCGGCAGACACCCUGGCUUUCCCGGAAUGUCGCCAUGUGUCACUGAUGGCCAUGCUCCCAGCCUAUGCCAUGAAGGAGAGACGGGAGAAGCCUCAGAAGGCGUUCCGGGCUGCUGCAUGCUCCGAAGCGCCUCGGAAUCGAGGUUCAUUAAGUGAGAAGAUGCUCUCAGCCAGGGCACCGAGGUCUCGGGAUGCAGGCCCUUCUCCCGGCACGAAAGCAUCGCCGCUUCGACUGCCGCCCUUAUCGCCCGCACCAGGGCGAAAGGCAGCAAUGGCUGGACCGGCAAGCCCAGGUGCUGGCGUCCUUGGCCUCCUCGCGGUACGAAGGAGUCGCUCUGCGCUGAGAGAGCUUCGCUGA